Messenger RNA from Funneliformis mosseae, 1038 nucleotides. Lineage: Eukaryota; Fungi; Glomeromycota; Glomeromycetes; Glomerales; Glomeraceae. The record is from the annotation of a GenBank genome assembly.
AUGCGAUACUCUAAAGGACCAUAUCAGGGUAAUUUGCUUUUACCAUUUUUACAAAACAAAGCUUUGGAUUUUGUAAAUUCAACCCUUUACAAAGCAGGUCAAAGUUCAAGCUCAUUGAUUCAAAAUAAUAAAACACUUCAAAAGCAAAUAACCAAAUUAGAACUCCGUGCUACAGCUCGUAAGCCAUUAUUGGUUGAUUCACAAACUCUCAAAGAAGCAAUCAAAGCAAUUAUUAUGAAAAAUAAAUCUCAAUAUACAACUGAGUUUAUUAAUGCAGCAACACAGGUUUCUCAAGUCGGCCAAAUCUCAUUUCGAAGUACUGUUCAAACUAAACAAAUAAUUUUAAGAUUUCUAACUGGAGAAAGUUUACCCUUAUCAUUUUCAAUACAAUCCGUCAUUUGCUGGAAUAAGGAGAUCAGUGAAAUGCAUGUAAAUGAAAUUUUUGAUCAGGGUAAUAGCUCUGAGUUUCAUGCUUUUGGUAUAAUGGCAGAUGAAUCAACAAGAGGUCAAAAAAAUUUUUUCAUUAUUUGUUUAAUAUUUUGUAAUUAUAAGAAUAACGCUCCUGAUUUUCAGCUAAUUGAAAUGAAGAAUUUAGAUAAUUGUACUGGAAAAUCUGUUGCACAAGCAAUAUAUAACACUUUUGAAAUAAAUUCUCACCAAUGCUUGACUUUUGUAUCUGAUAAUACAAAUUAUAUGAGUAAUAAAAUUGGAGGAGCAGUCGCAUUAUUUAAUAAAUUAACUGGAGAAAUAUGUUUUGGAAAAUUACCUAGCAUAAGUGGACUUUCACAAAAGAAACUUCCUGAAAAUCUUCUAUAUUUAACUUUGGAGAUCCAUGAUAGCUAUAAUAAAAGUAAUAAAGAAACUCCAAUGGGAAUUAAUUCUGAUCAUAUUCGUAUGCUUUAUCAAGAACGAAUUCAAUAUAAAUUACCUAAAUAUCAACAACCUCUUAGAACUAGAUGGCUUUAUGAAUUAACAUGUGCAGAACAAUAUACUCCAGAUAUUCUUCGUUCAUUUCUAGUUUUACUUAAUAAUUUUUAA